Messenger RNA from Drosophila albomicans, 1321 nucleotides. It is a transcript of the gene Cp7Fc, whose product is annotated as vacuolar protein-sorting-associated protein 36. The record is from RefSeq and is a predicted model, not a curated record. Bases 89 to 1267 code for a protein of 392 amino acids. The transcript is spliced from 2 exons. NCBI's taxonomy places the organism in Eukaryota, Metazoa, Arthropoda, Insecta, Diptera, Drosophilidae.
GGACGCUGGCUUCAGUUGGUCGAUGCCCGUGAGAGCAGCUUUGAGCAGAGACGCACACACACACACACACACGUAGAGAUUUGGAACAAUGGGCGCGCCUGCCAACAGCGUUUGGCUGCCGCUAAUGCUCAUGGUGAUGAUGAUCAGCAUGGCCACGGCUCAGAGCAAUGAUACGUCUGCAAAUAGCAAUGCGAUGGAUGGCAGCAUUUCCACCACCAGCAUUGCCCCAGAUCUGGUGGUUAGCGGUGAUCUGAGUAAAGCCGCUCGUGUCGAGCAGCUGAGCUCCGAGCUGGAGCCCAACAUGGUGAGCGACGAGAGUGCAGCCGAUGCGAAUGGUGGCGAGAGGAAUCCAAAUGCGAAUGCGAUGAGCACUCCCAAGAGCACCGAGGGUCAGUACGAUGUGAUCGAUGUGAUGGCCGCCACCAGUGCGGGCGUGGGCAAGCCCAAGAGUGGCCAGACCACACGCAUCUAUACCACGGGCGAUGUCAACGAUGAUUUCUGGCUCAAGCAUUUGGGCGAUGACUUCAAGCAUGCGAUACAUCUGCAGGUGGGCGGCACCAACGACGACUACAAUCGCAUCAUCAAUCAGACGAGCAGCGGCGGCGUGCACGAGGAAGUGCAUCAUGAGUACUUGCCGGGAGCAGAGCGGCCGCCAGAGGUGCAACAGCAGCAGCAACAACAACAACAAUUUGCACAACCGAAUUUGAUCAGUCAGCUGAGUCUCGAUGGCGAGGCGAUGGCACUGAAGCAGAAUUAUUUGAGGCAACAGGAGCAGCUGCGUUAUGCGCAGGCGAAUGGUUACGCAACCCAACACAGCUCACGCUACACACACCCACACAACAACAAUAACAGACGCAUGCAAAGUCAGCAGCAACACACACACACAUACGUUACACACCAACAACAACAACAACAGCCAGAGUUACACCAACACCAACAUUCACACCAACAGUUACACCAACACCAACACUCACACACACGCACACGCAACAAAUCGCGCCAUUCACUGCGAAAUCGUUACAAACAACAACAGCAGCAGCCGCCGCCAUCGAGCAUCAUCAACUCCAGCGAGGACACUUUGCAUGCAGCUCAAUCGCAGGCCACGCCCACCUCUGCCGCUUCACCCAACAGCAGCAGAGGCAGUUCGUUGCGAGGCGACGAUGCCGCCCACAAUGAUAAUCCACUGCCAUUUAAGUCACCAUUCAAUGACUACGGCAGUCGGCCCACCCGCGAUCUCACCUAUUUGCUCUACAAGCGUGGUCUCUGAACACACACACACACAUACACACACUCAUACACAAACACACAGCCCUAUUGCCUA